UUGAGGGCCGCUCCGGCGGCUGCGAGGGGGCGGGCGGCGCCGGGCGGCCGAGGAGGAGCCGGAGCAUCCCCGGGCAGCGCAAGAGCCGGGCGGCGGGGCUCGAUGGGCUGCUCCCGCCGUCAUGGUCAUCGCCCUGAACGGCAGCCACCUCUACGGUAACCUCCGGCCCUUCGCGCUGGAGGAGCCGCGGGCGCUGGGCGGCGGGAGGAUGAUCGCCGGCUCGUGGCCCCCGCGCAGCCUGGCCAAGCUCGGCCCGGGCGGCACUCCCCCGCCGCUGCCCGCCGCCAGCCCCGCGCCCGGCAAUGACUCGCAAUGCGGGGAGCAGAUCCUCAGCUACGGCAACGUGGAGAAAGUUGUCAUCGGGGCCGUGCUCAGCCUCAUCACCCUGCUGACAGUCGCCGGCAACUGCCUGGUGGUCAUCUCCGUCUGCUUCGUGAAGAAGCUGCGGCAGCCCUCCAACUAUCUCAUCGUCUCGCUGGCCCUGGCCGACCUCUCGGUGGCCCUGGCCGUCAUGCCCUUCGUCAGCGUGACCGACCUCAUCGGCGGCGAGUGGAUCUUCGGGCGCCUUUUCUGCAACGUCUUCAUCGCCAUGGACGUCAUGUGCUGCACGGCCUCCAUCAUGACCCUCUGCGUGAUCAGCAUCGACAGGUACCUGGGAAUAACGAGGCCGCUCACAUAUCCUGUGAGGCAGAACGGGAAGUGUAUGGCCAAAAUGAUCCUGUGCGUAUGGCUCUUAUCUGCCUCUAUCACCAUACCCCCGCUCUUUGGUUGGGCCCAAAACGUGAACGAUGAAAAGGUCUGUUUGAUCAGCCAAGACUUCGGCUACACGAUUUACUCCACGGCAGUUGCAUUUUAUAUCCCAAUGUCAGUGAUGCUUUUCAUGUAUUAUCAGAUUUACAAGGCUGCCAAGAGGAGCGCUGCUAAACACAAGUUUGCUGGUUUUCCCCGGCUGGAAGAAAUGGAAGGGAUUUCUAUGAAUGGAGCCAUAAAACUGCACAAGGAAUCUGAAGAAUGUACUAAUUUUUCACGACUCCUGAAGAAUGACAAGAAAAACAUUUCCAUUUUUAAGAGAGAGCAGAAAGCUGCCACUACGCUUGGGAUUAUUGUCGGGGCUUUCACUGUGUGCUGGCUGCCUUUUUUCCUCCUCUCAACUGCCAGGCCCUUCAUCUGUGGUACAGCGUGCAGCUGCAUCCCACUGUGGGUCGAGAGAACCUUUUUAUGGUUGGGUUAUGCAAACUCCCUCAUUAACCCUUUUAUAUAUGCCUUCUUCAAUCGGGACCUGAGGACAACUUACCGCAACCUCCUGCAAUGCAGAUAUAGGAAUAUCAACCGGAAACUAUCGGCUGCAGGGAUGCAUGAGGCUCUGAAGCUUGCAGAAAAGCCAGAAUUUGUUCUGUAAGGUCACUUAUCUUUCGCUAUGAUCAUUUAUAGUUUUAUCACAUAAGCUUUUCCCCUCGGAUUGGAAAGAGGAGCAAUGAGAAGAAUCAGGCUUCUCAAGCACUGUGAAUCCGAUCACCAAGAAACUGGAGGGUGGCGUGGUUCUUUCCUGCACAGCCCACCAGUCCUAGGGAGCCUGGAGGAAUGAGACAGUGAUGUAAAGAAUUUGGGUACAAGGGAAAAGAUCGGAAGUGCUAGACAGUAGAAAGGGGAGGAUAAAAGGUAGGGCAAGAUUUUUAAGCUGCUAGUGAGGAAAGAGCAAAGUUGCUCAAACCAACCCAUUCCUUUGGUUCUUGGCCUUGAAAUUUUUGCUGUAAUAAAGACCAUGGUGAAAAGUUCAGUAUAAUUCAUUGCUUUCCACUUUGUUAAUAUUAAAAUAAAACAUUUAAGAUGAAGCUGAAUCAGAGAAGUUGUAUUGCUGAGAAAUACUGUUUAUUAAAAAAAUAUAUAUCUCCAUUAAACAUUAA
Messenger RNA from Numida meleagris (helmeted guineafowl), 1904 nucleotides. RefSeq names its product 5-hydroxytryptamine receptor 7 (gene HTR7). The transcript is spliced from 2 exons. Bases 122 to 1399 code for a protein of 425 amino acids. The record is from RefSeq and is a predicted model, not a curated record. Gene Ontology annotation, biological process: smooth muscle contraction; circadian rhythm; vasoconstriction. Gene Ontology annotation, cellular component: dendrite; plasma membrane. Gene Ontology annotation, molecular function: G protein-coupled serotonin receptor activity; neurotransmitter receptor activity. Lineage: Eukaryota; Metazoa; Chordata; Aves; Galliformes; Numididae.